AUGUCUGUGCGAGCUGCAAGAGCCUUGCGAGGAGUGUCACCCCGCUUGACGGUCGCUUCGACAUCUAGCCUGCCGCCUGUCCGACCUCAAUGCGGCGAUCGGCGAGGCUAUGCUGAGGAAAAGGGAGCGCCUCCGCCGCAGCCUUCAGCUGCGCCAUUUGAGGAACCUGCCGGCAUAAAUGCUGCCGAUCACUUCAAGGACCUACAACAGCCUCUGCACGAGUUUGGCAGCUAUCUGACCGGAUGUCUGCCCAAAUUUAUACAGCAAUUCUCGGUGUACAAGGACGAGUUGACGCUUUACGUCGCGCCCGACUCGGUCGUGCAAGUCCUCACCUUUCUACGAGAUCAUUCCAACACACAGUACAAGUCUGCCGUUGAUGUCUGCGGUGUCGAUUACCCGACCCGGCCGAAGCGAUUCGAGGUCGUCUAUAACUUGCUCAGCGUGAAGCACAACUCCCGAAUCCGCGUCAAGACCUACGCCGAUGAGGUCUCACCUGUGCCGUCGUCUGUGGGCGUCUUCAGGGGCGCAGACUGGUACGAGCGUGAGAUUUAUGAUCUUUUCGGCGUCUUCUUCACUGGUCAUCCCGAUCUCAGGCGAAUCCUGACCGACUAUGGCUUCGAAGGUCACCCGUUGCGCAAAGACUUCCCCCUCACAGGAACGACAGAAGUGCGCUACGACGAAGAGAAGAAGCGAGUCGUCUCCGAACCGCUCCAGCUCGCUCAAGCCUUCCGCAACUUCGAAGGCGCAGCGUCACCCUGGGAGCAAGUCGGCGAGGGAGUGUCUGCCCGUCCAGAGACAUUCACGAUCAAGCCGCCUGAGCCAGAACCGAAAGAAGGCGAGAAGAAGUAG
Molecule: messenger RNA, 849 nt
Organism: Mixia osmundae IAM 14324
Lineage: Eukaryota; Fungi; Basidiomycota; Mixiomycetes; Mixiales; Mixiaceae
Exons: 5
Coding region: 1-849 (282 amino acids)
Molecular function (GO): NADH dehydrogenase (ubiquinone) activity
Source: RefSeq, a predicted model, not a curated record